AUCUUUUAUGUUGUGAGGGAAGUUGUCAGCUUCGAAAGUCAGCUGUUUUUAUUUACUAGUAUUUUGUUUACAUCUUUAUUUGUUAAAAGAAAUGGAAUCCCUUGCAAAAUAUCGUUAUAGUUUGGUGGCUGGCUCCUUUGCAGCUGGAGGAAGCUUUUUUGGCAAACUUCCCAGUCACCUUAGCGCUCAGAAGCUUUUUUAUACUUCUGGGGCUCUCUCAGAUUCUUCCUAUUUAGAAAUCGCUAUCCUUCGAGUCCUGCCUCUGGUUCUUAUGCUAAUCUGCAAUGUUAGCAACUUGCGUUGUUUUCUAAAAGCUCUGCAAAUGACUGAUCAAACGUUAACCUGCGUUGUUUUGACGGCCGCCUCUAAUUAUGUCUUAUCGUUUAUUUUAGGUGCAAUUGUUUAUCAAGAACCACUUUCAGCAUUAUCUGGCAUUGGUAUAGCACUAAUUUUAGCUGGCCUGUGGUUCCUUUGCGAUGAGGGAGAAGUCGAAUCCAAGGAAAAGAAACUAGGAAAGCAGAAUUAAUUGGAAAAAUUUUUCAAUAAACUAGGUAUAGUUUCUUAAGCAUUUAUCUAUAUUAAAUUGGAUACUAAAGGAAUUUUCUAGAAAAAAUAGUUUUUAGUUCAUUAAUUAAAGCAAAGCCUUUACAUUUGAAAUAUGUAUACUUUUAUGAAAAAGAAAUUAUUCUCAACAUUUUUGCCAUUUUAUAGCCCCAAAAACUUUGUUUCUAUUAGAAUCAUCCCGACAAUUCUAAUAGAUAAAAAAAACGAUUAGUUUAUAUACCUUUGUUUAAUAUAUGUACUAUUUUGCAAAUACAUAGCUUUCAUUUCA
Messenger RNA from Drosophila eugracilis, 832 nucleotides. RefSeq lists its product as uncharacterized. The transcript has 3 exons. The coding region runs from base 92 to 526 and encodes 144 amino acids. NCBI's taxonomy places the organism in Eukaryota, Metazoa, Arthropoda, Insecta, Diptera, Drosophilidae. The record is from RefSeq and is a predicted model, not a curated record.